AUGUCUAGAUUUGACCCGCGAGGUGCUGAGAAUCCACCCGCUAUGGACUCGCAACUGCCUGGCAACGCUUCCUCGUCCCGACAAUUGCCACAGUCACUCCCAGACUCAGGUCUACAGAGCAUAUUCGAUGCCGAAAUGCCUGGGGGCUGGGCGAUGGACGACCCCACCGCCGAUUGGAAUGCCUUGAACGAUUUCUAUUUUUGCUCAUCUGAGCCAACAGAUCUAGAUUGGCCCCAAUGGGCGGGUCUUGAAGCCACUCAGGGCCUCACGUCGCUUACCGGGGAGGACAAUGCAGAGCCUCAUACUUCACAUAUCUCAAACGAACCACUUAUGGUUUCACAAGUUGAGAGCUCUACAUCUGAACUCCAGUUCCGAAGCAUCGGGAAUGUUUCACAGUGGCUUGAUGGAGCCUAUCGGCCCCCAGUCCCUUGCAGCCAUUGUCGCAAACAUCGACUUCAGUGUCUGAUUUUACGCACUACAUCCGCCAAUCCAAAUCCAAUCACAUCGUGUUCGAGCUGUGUGGCUCUCUUUCGAGAAUGCAGUCUUGCUAAAGGAGAGAAACGGGUCGCGGCUGGCUUUGAGACAUACACCCCAGUUUUAGGCCAUCUACAUGGGCUGCCUGAACACACCGAGGACAAGGAUGGAGAUGUGACAUCGACUUUCUAUCAUGAGGAGGAACGGAAAGAAUCUAAGCAAUUCGUCCGAAAGGGAGCCCGGGUCUUACGAGACUGGUUCUAUCAGCAUCAGGAAUUUCCCUAUCCCGACGAUAAUGAAAAGGCCCAACUCUCUCGUGAAACGGGAUUUUCUCAAAAGCGAUUGUCAACAUGGUUUGCGAAUGCUCGCCGACGGCAAAAGCAGAAAAUUCAGUCGGCCAAUCUCUCAUCUGCCGCCUAUGCCCGGGCCGGCUCGCCUCUCGUUACCAGCACGCUGAGCUCAAUGACUCCUAUGGAGCGAUGGCAAGCAUCGCCACCAGAGGAUGAAUCGGUCCCUGAAUCUGUGAUUCAAGAAGCUAUUGCCUCGGGCGCCGGUGAAACUGAUGUUCUGAUGGACCCAUUCCAAUUUGAUGGCUCUCAUAUGGAUCUGCUCAACUUUGACCAGACAUCAUCCCACCUUGCAUCAUCUAUCUCAAGUUUGGGAAGCAGGGCUUCAGAAACUUCGGACAGCGUUUCAUCUGCAUGGAGCUAUCAUUCAGGUGGGGAGGGUAGAAGAGGUUCAUUCUCACGACUCCCACGGCCAGGGAAACCUCGUCGUCGAGGGCAUUCGCUCCAACGAUCCAACAGCGAAGAAAAUCAAUAUCAGUGCACCUUCUGCACGCAAUCAUUCAAAAAACGCCAUGAUUGGACCCGGCAUGAAAAGAGUGUGCAUCUACAACUGGACUCGUGGGUAUGCACACCCAAUCUCAUCGAAUUAGAGCAACGGUGGGGUGCUCAGCUCAUCGGUUGCUCAUUUUGUGAUGCCCCAUUCCCAGCAGCUGCUCACUGGGAGGAGCAUGAAUUUCACAUCUGUGCCGAGAAGCCUGUGGCUGAGCGCUCCUUCAGCCGGAAAGAUUAUCUUUGGCAACACUUGCGGAAGUUCCAUGCCUGCACCAAACUCCCGAUUCCAGAUCUUGACGCUUGGCGUGGCACAGGUACGAAUGUUCAAAGCCGGUGCGGAUUCUGCGAGAUUACCAUGCCUACAUGGGCUGUUCGAGCUCAGCACUUGGCUGAGCACUUCAAGAAUGGGGCACGCAUGGAUCAAUGGGUGGGUGACUGGGGCUUGGACUCGGCGACUAUGAGCGUCUUACGGAAUGCUGUUCUACCGUCGCAGCGGGCGAUAAUCAGUCCCCCAAUGUGA
Molecule: messenger RNA, 1833 nt
Organism: Penicillium subrubescens
Lineage: Eukaryota; Fungi; Ascomycota; Eurotiomycetes; Eurotiales; Aspergillaceae
Exons: 2
Coding region: 1-1833 (610 amino acids)
Biological process (GO): regulation of DNA-templated transcription
Molecular function (GO): DNA binding
Source: RefSeq, a predicted model, not a curated record